CCUUCCCACAAUCCCAUCACCACCACUACCCUCAACUCUUUCAUUACUCUCUUAUCCAUCUUUCAACUCUAUCUCUACCCAUCUAACCAAAUCCUAUACCACUAAAAAUGGCCGUCAAGAAAUCAAACAAGCUUCCCCAAAAUGCAGUCUUCAAGCAAAUCCUCAAGAGAUGCUCCAGCUUAGGAAAAAAACAGGGCUUUGUUGAUGAUUAUGGUCUCCCUCUUGAUGUCCCAAAAGGCCAUUUUGCAGUUUACGUUGGUGAGAAUCGAAGCAGGUACAUUGUCCCCAUCUCAUUCUUGACUCACCCUGAGUUUCAGUCUCUCCUAAGACAAGCUGAAGAAGAAUUUGGCUUUGAUCACGACAUGGGCCUCACCAUUCCCUGUGAAGAAGUUGUUUUUCGGUCACUAACAUCAAUGAUUGGAUGAAAGAAAGAAGAAAGGAGAUGAUUUGAUUUGAUGGUUCUUUCUGAUUGAGGAGGAUGACCAAGAUGAAGCAGAGUUUCUCUGUUUCUCUUUUUUUCAACAUCCCUUCAUCAUUGUUUUUCUUGAUCUGCUAUGUUCACAUCUCAUUCUUUUUAUUUGGGGGGUUAUUGAACAACCUGAUUGGGUUUUUUUUUAUUAUGUCAAAUAUGUGACUCUAACUUUGUACCUGUGAAGACUAUCAUGGGUUGGAAAUUGUAUAAAGGUUCCAUGUUUUCCUCACAGUGGUUGUGUAUACCCUGUGAGAGAAGUUUUAUUAUAUCAAUGAAAGCAAGCUAGUUAAUUUUCUGUUCUA
Molecule: messenger RNA, 774 nt
Organism: Lotus japonicus
Lineage: Eukaryota; Viridiplantae; Streptophyta; Magnoliopsida; Fabales; Fabaceae
Product: protein SMALL AUXIN UP-REGULATED RNA 12
Exons: 1
Coding region: 108-425 (105 amino acids)
Biological process (GO): response to auxin
Source: RefSeq, a predicted model, not a curated record